Messenger RNA from Pimephales promelas (fathead minnow), 7106 nucleotides. It is a transcript of the gene nlgn2a, whose product is annotated as neuroligin 2a. Gene Ontology annotation, molecular function: neurexin family protein binding. Gene Ontology annotation, cellular component: membrane. The record is from RefSeq and is a predicted model, not a curated record. Lineage: Eukaryota; Metazoa; Chordata; Actinopteri; Cypriniformes; Leuciscidae.
UCAAAAACCUCACAGCAUCUCAUCUCCCCCGUUGCACACGCUCCCGGAAUCACGGGAAAACGACAGCGGAGCCGGUGAGCAUCAUUACCGCCGGAAUCAGACGCUCGAGAGACCGAUAGAUUAAACUCGAGACUUCGCUGCCAAUGUCAGCGAGUUAAAUCGGCGUUUGUAGCCGUAAAACCGUCAAAUAUCACGAAAGAGAGUCUUGUAGAGACAUAUAGAGGGGAAAACAGGUCAUAGAAGUGAAUUCGUGUUUAUUUUGUGUUUAUUUUUUUCUCCAUAUGCGCUAUUAAAGGAGAAGCUGACUGACCGUUUUUUUAACGGACAAAUCCAACUUGACUUCAUUUACGUAGACGUUCCGUUGAUGGAGCGACGCGCGUGCACGAUCCUUCACUUUUGAAAUCGUCUUCUGUGAAUGUGUGUUAUGUCGGGGGUGUUGUCGGGAGAAACCGUGAAACAUUUGCUGCUGUUCUCAGACAACGGAGACUCUUGUGGUUUAUUCCGAGCUCAGGCUGAUGGAAUUGCGCUGAAAAACGACUGACAACACAGGGAAAUACCCAUAGAUCUUCAAUACACAGACCUCGGAUUUCUGCCCACGGCUCAUUUCCAGCCAGGUGAAGGACCAGCAAUCAUCUGCGUGACCUCUUGAACUGACCCCAUGAGGACGGCUCAGGGAGAUGGAACGUAACAGACUUUUCUCUCUUACUCUCUACUGCAUAUCCACGAAAACUCACCACGGCUGAGCACAACCUCAGCCCCUCGUCCACCCCAACCCUUCCACUGUCCCCCCAUUCCUGUCCUCCCUUUUCUUGCUCCCUGAACGACCAAAUCAAACAGGACCACUUUUUUUUAAAUAGUUUAACUUUCCUUUGCCCUUCACGGGGUACCAAGCAAAGCGGACGUCAAUAAACAAGCGAAGCGAAGAACAAGACAGUCAUGUUUCCCCUCCGUGCCUGUAAGCGGGAUUUGGGCCAUGCCCGCAAUUCGGAGGCCACCCGUGCAAUUACUCUUCUCUGGUUGGCACUGUGGAUCGCCUUGACUUCGUGCCAGCGCAUUGAUCCUGGCAUCAAAUAUCCCACCGUCACCACAAACUAUGGCAAAUUGCGUGGGAUUAAAAAAGAUCUUAACAACGAGAUCCUGGGUCCCGUGGAACAGUACCUGGGCAUCCCCUAUGCCACAGCGCCAAUCGGAGACCGCCGCUUUCAGCCCCCAGAAGCUCCCGGGUCCUGGCAGGAAGUGCGUAACGCUACACAGUUCGCCCCUGUUUGCCCGCAGAACGUGCACGGCGUUUUGCCCGAGAUAAUGCUGCCUGUGUGGUUUACUGACAGCUUGGAUGUGGCUGCCACCUACAUUCAGAAUCAGAGUGAAGACUGUCUCUACCUCAACAUCUAUGUGCCCACAGAGGACGGUCCACUCACAAAAAAACACGAUGAGUCAACACUGAACCGGCCACGAGAUGAAGACAUCCGUGACCGCAGGAAGAAACCUGUCAUGCUCUUCAUUCACGGUGGCUCUUAUAUGGAAGGAACCGGAAACAUGUUUGAUGCCAGCGUGCUUGCGGCAUAUGGCAAUGUCAUCGUAGUCACCAUGAACUAUAGGCUGGGAGUUCUGGGUUUUCUGAGCACAGGAGAUCAGUCUGCCAAAGGGAACUACGGUCUUCUGGAUCAGAUCCAGGCGCUGCGUUGGCUGAACGAGAACAUCGGACACUUCGGCGGCGACCCCGAACGCAUCACUAUCUUCGGCUCUGGGGCCGGAGCGUCAUGUGUGAACCUUCUCAUCCUGUCCCACCACUCCGAGGGCCUGUUUCAGAGAGCCAUUGCUCAGAGUGGUUCAGCGAUCUCCAGCUGGUCCAUCAGCUACCAGCCCCUGAAGUACACCAAGAUCUUGGCCCGGAAAGUGGGAUGCACAUAUGGGGAGACCGCAGACCUGGUGGACUGUCUCCGCAGGAAAAACUUCAGAGAGCUGGUGGACCAGGACAUCCAGCCGGCCCGCUACCAUAUUGCGUUCGGACCCGUGAUGGACGGAGACGUCGUGCCAGACGACCCCGAGAUCCUGAUGCAGCAGGGGGAGUUCUUGAACUACGACCUUCUGAUUGGUGUAAAUCAAGGGGAGGGUCUGAAGUUUGUGGAUGAUGGAGGCACUGAGAGUGAAGAGGGGAUCUCAGCUGCAGCCUUCGACUACACAAUCUCCAACUUUGUGGAUAACCUUUAUGGAUACCCUAAAGGUAAAGACAUCCUGAGGGAGACUAUUAAGUUCAUGUACACAGAUUGGGCGGACCGAGACAAUGGGGAAAUGCGGCGCAAGACUCUCCUGGCAUUAUUCACUGAUCACCAGUGGGUGGCGCCAGCCAUCGCUACCGCCAAACUCCACGCGGACUAUCAGUCUCCCGUCUACUUCUACACGUUCUACCACCACUGCCAGACCGAGACCCGACCCGAGUGGGCAGACGCGGCUCACGGGGACGAGAUACCGUAUGUGUUCGGCGUACCCAUGAUCGGAGCAACUGACCUCUUUCCUUGCAACUUUUCCAAGAACGACGUCAUGCUUAGCGCUGUGGUCAUGACCUACUGGACCAACUUUGCCAAGACCGGGGAUCCCAACUUGCCUGUUCCUCAGGACACCAAGUUCAUCCACACCAAGCCCAACCGCUUUGAGGAAGUGAUCUGGACCAAGUUCAACUCUAAAGACAAGCAGUACCUCCACAUUGGCCUGAAGCCUCGCAUCCGGGACAACUACCGAGCAAAUAAGGUCGCCUUCUGGCUGGAACUGGUUCCUCACCUCCACAACCUUCACGAGGAGGUCUUCAGCACCGCCACAACCCGACUCCCUCCGGGUACCGCCCGUACCCCACACUGGAAGGGUCCGGGACCCCGUACCACACGCCAUCCCAUCCCAACCUUCCCUUCAGAGCCGGACGCCGAUAGUUCAGAGCCGCCUCGAUUCCCUCCCUUCCCGAGCGACACCCGGGAUUACUCGACGGAACUGAGCGUGACGGUCGCCGUCGGUGCGUCGCUCCUCUUCCUCAACAUCCUGGCCUUCGCCGCGCUUUACUACAAGCGCGACAAACGGCACGAGAUGCGACGGCACCGGUUGUCCCCGCAACGAGGCGUUCCCUCCAAUGACUUGGCACACAGCCAGGAGGAAGAGAUCAUGUCCUUGCAAAUGAAGCACUCGGAGCACGACUCCCACCACGACAUGGAGCCACUGCGGCCGCAUGAUAUUUUACGUCCCGCGUGCCCCCCCGACUACACGCUGGCGCUGAGGCGGGCGCCCGACGAUGUCCCGCUCAUGACCCCUAACACUAUCACCAUGAUUCCUAGCACCAUCACCGGCAUGCAACCGCUCCAUGCCUUCAACACCUUCCCCACGACCACCGGGCACAACAACACCUUACCCCACCCUCACUCCACCACACGUGUAUAGUAGCGCCACCGAACGAGAGGACUAGCUCUCAUACGUAUCCAGUUUUCUCUCUCUGUCCACCUUUUCAAGCUCCUGAACUUCAGAUGCUCUCGGUUACGCUGCCAAGAACAGCGACAGCCAAUCCCGUUGGGGUGUUGUGCGUAUAGACACAAUCAACGGUUUGGCAGAAGUUGUACACACUAGAGGGGCUCUGUCAUAGACUCUACGGCGAGCAACAGAUUCGGCCGGCACUGACAAGCCAUCGGCCUCGUCCUCGAUUCAACUUGCUGUUUGUUUUUCCACAACGUCCUUAAAAAGGAGGAGCGUCGACGAUUGACUGAGCUGAUCUGAUGUCAUGAAGGGAAAUGAUGACUCGUAUCCCCACUAAAUUGGCAGAGUGCAGAUUUCAUCCAUCCCUUUCUUUUUACCAUCCUUCUUUGUUAUUCCAUUUCCAGCGAAACGCUCUGUCCGAAUGUGAUCUGUGUCCUCGGAUCAUGUUUCACAUGAAUCGUAGGGGCAUUCGAUAAGACAGAAGCUGGAUACGUUGUGUUUACCUGCAGUCUUGUGUCAAGUGUUAAAUCAUACCUUGUAACAAGAGACACGGGGAAAGAGAGAGAAUAACAGCGCCUGACAGACGGCAAAAACAAAAGUGCCAACCUCCUCUCUUUUUCUCUCGCUCUCCCGUCAUUUCGUCACGCAUAUUCGAUUUGGCCACGUGUUGUUUCUUAGGAAGAUUUUUUUGUAUGUAUAAAUAUAAAGACAAAUAUAUAGAAGAAUGAUAUAAAUAUAUAUUUACAUGGAUUGCUCUGGGGGAUCUAUGCAUGAAAUAUUUUAAAGCACCAAGAAGGACACUGAGCUGUAAACUCCCACAGCAUUUUACGUAUUUGCAUUUUUUUAACUUGCUUGCUUAAAAUGGUUGCAGAAACUUCUCCCCAGUGGUGUUUUCAUCAGCAUUACUCAAACUGUAACGGUCUGGCCACUCUAUAUAGGACACAUCCAGAAAGAGAUCUAUUGGCAAUAUUCUUUCAAACGGUUUAUAGUUGUUGGUGCUAUUAUUUGACCAUCAACCAUGUCGUGCCCUACCAGAGCCAUCUGUGAUGCUCCGGACUCUUGCAUAAAUACUGCAAAUGUAGCUUUGCAACUCUUUCAUGGGCCUGUGACCAAUAUUCAGCUUUUAUUAAUCUAAUUUUUCACAGAGACAAAUCUCUCUCUCUGUCUCGGCCUCAUCUCUGUCCUUGCUCUUUUGGUUCGACGUCAUUUGGUAUUUGACAACCCGGUUUAAUCAGCUUCUUUUUUGUGUAUUGGUGCGUGUACACACAUGAAGAGUGUUUUCUUGCCAAUAUGUCUCUUGCCAAGUGCCCUCUACAUUUGUGUUAAUGUAAAUGUGUGAGAUCAAGAGUAUAUGUGACAGAGGCCCAGUUUACACUUGGUUAUAAGAUUGAUCGGAUCACAAGUAGACGAGAGUGACACCGUUCCGUUUACACCUGGUGUUUUAAUCUGUCUCUUUUGUCCACAUUCAACCACUUUGGUUCCUGAUUUCUUCGAGGGAAGGUUUUUUUUUUAGAUCUUUCAAUCUUGUGGACAAAAUAAGCUUUAAAUUUGGGGAUGGAGAAAGAACACGUUUUUCAUCUCCAAACCAAACUUGGGUCUUCAGCUGACAAUGUGUAAAUCCGUCGGUCUAGCUGCAUCCAAUAAUGUUACGCAUGAGGUCAGGAGACGGAGAGAAGACGGUCUUUUUUGGCAGUUUGAACACAUUCGAUCACAUGAGCGUUUACACUACGAAAGCAAUCCGGUCGAAUGUGUUUUUAAGUGGUGGAAAGUGGACAAUCUGAAAACGUUUUCGACCAGUUUACACCUGUAUUUAGCGUCGUCCAAUUGUGAUCCGAUCGGCCAAAACCCAUCAGGUGUAAACGGUCAGAGAGGCACAAAGAAAGAGAAGGCUUCAAUCUUCAUAACACUCCUUCAUGAAAACCAACCUGGCUUUAGGCCGUUUUACAUGCAAAGCAGGUGUAUGUUGUGCGAUAGGAAGAGGCUGGAAGCACCUCAUAAUAUCAGUUUGGUGUUCACCCACUUCUCGACAUAUCACACAUCUGUCUGCACUGCAGUGCACACUUGACCUUUCCGGUUAUGACAAGCACAGCAAAUGGAGGUUGUGGCGAACCAGAUCUAUAUAAACAAAUUUUACACGAUUGUUUCGUGUUGAGGUUAAAGAACGAAUGGCUCCGAAUCACUGCGGGAUUAACACGAUCACUUCUCUUCUGUUCAUGCCUUGUUAGACUUUGCCACUGCUGUCUGCGUCACGGGAGGAUGACGGUUUGUGUGUGUCUCACUGUUGGCUGUGACGCCUACAAUAUUUCUCUCAGACAAACACAGGACCCUCAUCAGGGAGCAAGAACUAACGCCACUAAAACACGAACAGACUCGAAACUGGAGGAUUAGUGUGUCAUUCAAUUCUGUGUUGUGGACUAACAGCCCAAUGGACGGGAGACUGUAACGAGUUUGGGUUACUGAGAGUCUAGACUGGACCUGUGGAUAUGUACCAUCUGUGGACUUUAGUGUGGUUGUAGGUAUAUCUAAACUCCAUUUUAAACACACUAUGAGGAGUUGACUAGAGCUGCGUACAAAACAACCUCAAUUCUAAUAAUCAAUACUGUUUUAAGAGACGAGUCGAGACUCUUUUGUUAUUUUUCUUGUUUGGUUUUGUACGCUCAACCGCUAGAGUGUGAUGUUGUGGUACAUCCAGAAUAAAGACUCUACAUCCGUUACGAGCCAUUCGUUGGGUCUUCAGUAGGCGUACAGUGAGGAGGAUCAUAGAAUUUAACUGUACAUUUUUAAGUGUGAGAACAAAUCAACUGAAAAUAUUUGUAAAUAUUCAGUUACUUGUUUGUUUAAUGUUUUUUUCUCCCCCUUUUUUUUUUGCUUUUUUUUUCUGGUCAAAUGAAAUAUAAGAUACUCUGUGACCAGGACAACAGGUGCAAGUUGUAAUUCAGCCACCAGCAAAAUUGAUGAAUCCCAUUCGUUGGAGAUUAAAUUCACUUUCUGCUGCUUCAUUUCGUUUUGGGAGAGGUGAUUUAUUGCUCUUGUAUUUGAGCACAGAGAUGGUGUAUCAUGUAGCAUUUCAAAGUCGCUCAUAUUUCUGCACAAUAUGAUCAUUUCAGAUACAAAUCUUCAAUAUGGAGAUAUGGACUGGAAGCACUGGAAACAAUGGUGGAUAUGAGAACGAAGUAUUUCAUCUGCCAUGAAAUUGUUGUAGCAUUAAACCAAAAUGCAACCAGAAAAAGAAAAGUAUUAUUUUGUGAUCACAUUUUUACUACACUUAGCCUAAGUAUAGAGUAUUGUUAAUGAAUUUAGCAUCUAGAGGAAUAAUGCCAGAAUAAAGACGACAUAAAGAGCGCAAGAGGCUCUCGUUAUGUCAAGCCUGGUGUUUUAAAGAUUACUUUAUAAAUGAAGCACAUGUUAUUUCUAACAAGAUAAAUAUUUUAUUGGGUCCUAAAGCAAAUUUACACCUGUUGCCCUGUUUUACUCUAUGUUCAGAAUCAGAACGCCACACGUGAUGAAGAAUAAACAUGUUCAUAAUGGAUUUUAAAAAAAGAAAAGGUAAAAUUAUAUAAAUAAGGUGAUGAUAUUUCUCUUUAUUUAGAAGUUAUUACACACUGUAUGCUGUGACUCUGAUCUGGGGAACAUUAAAGAAAUUCAUAGCCAGA